AUGUUUUCAUCUGUUCAGUCUCCACAGCACGACCAGCACGGCCGGCCAAUCUAUGGACAACCGCCCAGCCAGAUGCCUCAAUCAAUGUACUACACGCCCUACGCUUCGGCGCCAGUUCCCCAACAGUCACCCUACCAGCAGCACCCUUCAAGCGCGCCACAGCAACCAAUGGCGACGCAAUCGCUGCUCAUGUCCCACCAGCAAAACCAGCAGAUGCAGCAUCAGCAACAACAACAACAUCAGCAGCAUCAUCCCCAAACUCCUGGAAUGACGGGAAGCCCCAAGUCGCGCAUGUCGCAGACGCCACUUCAACGGCCACCGUCAGGACUCGGCCCGCCUCAAGCUCCGCCUCAAGGCCCUCCCGUCGGCACCCCCAACAUGCACGCUGGCCCUCCCGGAGGACCCAACGUCAACCCUAAUGCCGCGCCUGGUCCCAUUCCUGCCACCACUCCUCUUGUUGUGCGACAAGACCAGAAUGGUGUGCAAUGGAUCGCGUUUGAGUACUCUCGCGACAGGGUCAAGAUGGAGUACACCAUCCGCUGCGAUGUCGAGUCUAUCAAUGUCGACGAGCUGCCGCAAGACUUCAAGACCGAGAACUGUGUAUACCCUCGCGCUUGCUGCGCCAAGGAUCAAUACAAGGGCAACCGUCUUCACUACGAGACUGAAUGCAACACCGUCGGCUGGGCACUGGCGCAGUUGAACCCUUGCCUUCGCGGAAAGCGUGGUCUCAUCCAGCGCGCCGUCGACAGCUGGAGGAACAGCAACCAAGACCCCCGACUAAGGAGCCGACGCGUGCGCAGAAUGGCCAAGAUGACCACAAGGAAAGCCCAAUCGGCUAACCAUGGUAACCACAUGGCUGGACCAGGUGGACCAGGUGCUCCUGGCGUUCCCAACUCUGCCGGAUUAGCAGCACCGCCCCGACAACCGAACAUGGGCAUGGGCGGCCCUCAGAUGCACCAUCACCAUGAUGGACCUGGAGGGCCCCACGGAGGACCAGAUGACGUUAGCGCGCCAAACGGUCAAUCAUCAUCACCUACCGACGGGCGGCCCGCUCAGAGCUUCUACCCGAAUUACCCAUCGAGCGACUCCGUCGCAGGCUCCAGCGGCAUGCCGCCGAUCCACGACAGCCUGAGCCACCCUCCGCCUCCAUCGCACGCAGCGGGUGUGCCCGUUUCAAAGCAGCAAGAGCAAGACGAAGAAGAGCGAAAGCUAGCCAUGUUUGGCGACUUACCUGACUCGAAGCGCCGCAAAUUCAUCCUUGUAGAUGAUGCGCAACGAGGAACUAGGGUUCGCGUGCGAGUUACUCUCGACACGGUCAAGAUGGAGGAAAUGCCUGAUUCUUACCGCAAGUCCAACUCGGUAUUCCCUCGUAGCUAUUUCGCCAUGCAAAUGACCUCUCCACCUGCCAGCCCUCGUGGCAGCAAGGUCUUUGCUGACGAGCCCGAUGUUGAGAGCGACCCGAGCUUCCCUCUGGCUGGCUCUACUGUUGUGCCUGUUCCAACGCUGGAUGGCGAGACUCGUGUGCCGAAGCCGCGUCUUACUCGUGCGAAGCGGUCGAAGGAGAUUACGCUCAACGAUCUUGGUUACCGCAUGAGCUGGAGCCAGAGUCGUGUUUUCGCAGGAAGGACAUUGUUUCUGCAAAAGUCUCUUGAUGCCUACCGCAACAAGAUGAGAAGUAGCAUGAUGGGCCAAGGUCAAGAUGUGACCCAAGUAGCCCCACAUUUCGAGACUCGCGUUGGAAAGAGGCGGUGGAACGAGAGAAUCGAGAAGAGCAAGAAGGCGAGGCGCGAUGGCUCUCCUUAA
Molecule: messenger RNA, 1803 nt
Organism: Alternaria ethzedia
Lineage: Eukaryota; Fungi; Ascomycota; Dothideomycetes; Pleosporales; Pleosporaceae
Exons: 4
Coding region: 1-1803 (600 amino acids)
Source: RefSeq, a predicted model, not a curated record